Molecule: messenger RNA, 3641 nt
Organism: Paramuricea clavata
Lineage: Eukaryota; Metazoa; Cnidaria; Anthozoa; Malacalcyonacea; Plexauridae
Source: the annotation of a GenBank genome assembly
UUUUAAAAAACUUUCUAGAAGAAGCUCAACCAAAUGCCAACAUCUUUGCGCUUGCUCGGUCCAGUUAUGUUUUGUCACCUUCAGAUCAGUGUCAAAAGCAAUAUGGCGGGUAUAAUUCGAAAUAUUUUGCAGUGCAGACUGUGCAGUCGCUUUUCAAACGUUAGUUGUAGACAAUUCUUAACUAGGACAACGUUUACGUUGGUAAGAAAAUACGCUUGUUAUUAUAAACCGUAAUUUUGUAAUGUUGUAGGCACUAUACAAAUAAUAUCAGGGAUUGGCUGAGGGAUUGCCUUUCCAUGGGCUAUAUUAAUUAAGGAGAUGGCCUGGCCACUGGCCUAAUUUUGUCAGAAUAUUAAGGCACAGAAUGUAACGUACUCAGUACACUAAUUGUACAACUGUACAGUCUGACAUAGUCAAACUUGUAUUGACGUAAAUGCCACUCUUGUGAAUUUCAAAAGGAACAAGGUUGGGUCGACAGCCUAAUGUAGUAGGGGCGUGGUCAAACGGCAAUAUUAGAGAGAAAUGUACAUUACUUGGUUACUGCCAUAAUUCUCCACAUUUUGAGUCCCAUUUCAUGCCUCAGAACACUUACUGGAACCUACCAAUAGACGUUUUUAAAAAGUCUGCCUUGUGAUGUACUAGAAACUACUAGUUUGCAGUUAAGAUUGGUCAAAUGAUUGUAUUUAUCUGCAAACUAUGUUACAAGCAGGCUUUUUUCAGGAUUUUCUCUUGGGUCCGUUUUUGCAGAAAAGAUUGAGUUUAGCUGAACAGCUGGGGGUCUUGAGGCGGCUGUCUCCCCCACCCUACCGGGAGGCUGAAACCUGUACCCACUUUAGUGUAGUUGAGAUGCAAUGUGUUAAAGCAGGGGCACUGAGGGACACUAUAAACUGGUUAAAGAUGGUGAAUGCAUUGUUUUUCUUGUGUUGUGAAAUGAAUUCCAGCCAUUUUUUACUUAAUUUUCGGGUUUCCAACUGAAAACUAAUUUGCACACAUCAUGAACUUAACUCAAACAACUUUUUUUUACUGCACAGAAUCUUUUGAUGAGAAGAUUGAGUUUCAAAACUCAGUUCAAGAUUGAGUUUUUGGGGCCGUUUUAUGGCCCUAAAAAAUCCUUGAAAAAACCCCUGACAAGGCAGACUUUUUGAAAAGGUCUAUAGCCCCUUCCGGUCUAUGUCACUUUGGCUAGAAAGCCUCAUUUUUGCGAUUUGAAAGGUUUGGAUUUAAAUAAUCUCACACGAAAUUGAGGCUGUAUAGCCAAAUAAUCCAGAAGGGUGUAUUGAACUUUACAAUUCUAUCCACCACAGCGAAAUUCUCAACAGAUAUUAAUGAGAACACUCACUACAAAAUACAGUCAAGACAUAAUCUUAUAUGAAUACCAACGACAUGGAUUUUAUAAAAUUCUUGGCUUGGCAACGCUGAGUCAGCUGGUUUUCUGGAGUUAUAUGUCCUAUGUGAUGUACGCUUACAUACGUCCAGCUACACAGAUGCUUCAAGAACACGCGCUGAAGGAUAGGACUGCUGAAAAUCAAAAUGAACUUAAGGAAUUCAAAUAUUUUCCUAAGUUUUUACUAGAUUCAAAGGUAAGGUUACAAAAAUCCCAAACAUGAGAGUUCAGUGUAGGUAGUACUUUCUGAAAUAAGCUGUUGUGUCUGAACUACACAAGUAAAAAUGUACAAGUUGUAACAAAAUAUAAAACAACAGUAACUUGUAACAAACCUGCAGCAGACUUGUAGCAAUGCUGUGUUCCAACAACUUGUCAACAGAAUGUGUUCACACUGCUUGUUCCCAGCUUGUUGACCACUUGCUACAAGGUUGUUGAGCUCAACAGAAUCUACAAGUUGUUCCAACAACUUGUUAUCAUCCUGCAAUUCAACAAUUUGUCAACAAGUUGUGAGUGACAACCUUGUAGCAACUUGAUAAAAUAGCAGCAUUGUUACAACUUGUUGACAAGCCUGUUGUGAACACAUCUUGUUGACAAAUUGUGAGAUUUUUACAUGUGUAGACAAUUUAAGAAUGGGAAAAGCUGAAGACAUCAAGUGCCCCUCCAACUUUCUAUUUCCUUGAUUAAGCCCUCCCCACCACUAAUCCCCCUUCCUACUCCCCCUCCUACUCCCAGGGGCUUACACUGGAGGUUUACAGAACUUUAUGUUUAAUAAUGAUAUUAAAUUAUUUUAAUUUAACCCAGAUGCAAACAGGACUAUCUAUUGCUUCUCUUGGAAUGGGCGUUUUAUUUUUCUUUACCGGUUGUAUAUAUGCUUUACGGUUAGUACAUAUUGUGUUUCUUUUUUCAACUAAAUCGGGCCUCAAAACCCUCGCAAAUUAUAAUGGUCCUCUUUUCAUAUUUAGGUCAGUCAAUCAACUCGUUCUGAUUCGGAAUGGCGCACGUAUUAUCGUGAGAACGUAUACACCUUUCGGUACCGCGAAACAAUUUAGCGUUCCGCUCGCUGAUGUGUCUUGUUUAGGAUCAAGGCUUGGUAUGUAUUACGCUUCUGCUUUUCGAAUAGCGGAUUACUGAUUAGCGGAUUACUGAUCAGCGGAUUAUUGAUCAGCGGAUUAUUGAUUAGCGGAUUACUGUCAAUUUCUUGAAACGAUUUAAUUGAUUUGUGAGCUCACGAGAAAAUACUCAGAAUGCUUUAGCUAAAUAUCAUGGUUAAAUAUGUAAACAUGUCGAGGUUGUUAUACAGCCAUAUUUUCAAAUAUACUGUACUUUAACAAGCAAAUUUACUGUACUGUGUUACAGCAACUGUCCAGUCACGCAUACGUGUUAAAAAUCCGAUAUAAACUUUAAAAACAUAAGAUAAUGUAAAACGUUUCAGAACGGCGAACAUGCAGAUUCGGCCAUCUCAAAUAAUACAGUAAUGUUGGGAUAGUAGCGUUGUAGACUGCAGAGGAGAGUGGGCAGUAAGGCUCCCUCAUGCACCACCCACCUUGCAGAUGAGGCUAGAUCCCCCUGCAUUAAAUUAUAAGAUUUGCAAAAUAUAACCAAAUCGUCGUUUUCCAUACGAACACAAUACAAUCACAUUUUUCUCUUCCCUUAUAGAUGAAAAGCCGUUUUUCGUUUUCAAGAUAAAGAAUCAUCGUUUUUACUACAUGAUUGAUAAACGUGGACAGUUUUUACAGCCAACACUAUUUGAUACAACUGUGGGCUUGAAACGCUGGAACGUGUAACAAACAGCAGCAAAAUGUUUAUGUCGUUGUGUUCCGUUAUGUAAUAUGUAUGCGUCUUUGGUUAUACAAAAGUAGUCAUUGUCUAUAUACAAAAAUAUCAUUUAACCAUGAAGAAAUUUUAAAGCUAUCUAUAGUACGUAUUUAGUUAAAAUACCCUAUGACGUAAAGGCUAUAUUGCCUAUAUAAAUAUACAGUAUUUAAUUAACUAUCUAUACAUAUUAUUUUGUAGUUUUGUAUAGUAAUAUACUAUUAUUUUUGACAUUCAAAACCACAUUUUCAGCCAGAAAAUUUGAGUUUCUGACACAGACAAACAGACACACAUUAAUUAAACAAAUUCUCAAUUCAAAAACAUUAUCAGACUAGCUCUGCUAAAUAAAUAAAAUAAACUGUUCUAUGAAAUUUGUUAAAUUAUAAAGUAUAAUGACACGCUUCAUCUAACCAGGCUGAAGUCGAACUGAAUUUGCUCUGGACCU